Molecule: messenger RNA, 2611 nt
Organism: Neomonachus schauinslandi (Hawaiian monk seal)
Lineage: Eukaryota; Metazoa; Chordata; Mammalia; Carnivora; Phocidae
Gene: ATXN7L1
Product: ataxin 7 like 1
Exons: 12
Coding region: 1-2577 (858 amino acids)
Source: RefSeq, a predicted model, not a curated record
AUGACGUCGGAGCGUUCUCGAAUCCCGUGUCUCUCGGCUGCUGCUGCCGAAGGAACAGGGAAAAAGCAACAAGAAGGAAGAGCAAUGGCGACACUGGAUCGCAAAGUGCCCAGUCCGGAGGCGUUUCUGGGCAAACCCUGGUCCUCCUGGAUCGACGCCGCCAAAUUACACUGCUCCGACAAUGUAGAUUUAGAAGAGGCUGGAAAAGAGGGUGGAAAAAGCAGGGAGGUUAUGAGGCUUAAUAAAGAAGAUAUGCACUUAUUUGGCCACUAUCCCGCACAUGACGACUUCUAUCUCGUAGUGUGCAGUGCCUGCAAUCAGGCCGUCAAGCCACAGGUUUUCCAGGCGCACUGCGAGAGAAGACACGGUUCAAUGUGUAGACCUUCUCCCUCCCCAGCAACUCCACCCUCCAAUUCCAGGACAUCGCUAGCACAGGUGAAAACAAAAGCCUGUCUCAGCGGCCAGAACUCUGUCAGCAGCACCUCAAAGCCAUUCAAAACGCCCAAAGACAAUCUACUUACCUCCAGCAGCAAACAGCACACGGUCUUUUCUGCAAAAGGAUCGAGGGACAAACCAUGCGUUCCGGUUCCUGUAGUCAGUUUAGAGAAAAUUCCUAACCUAGUGAAGGCAGAUGGUGCCAAUGUCAAAAUGAACUCUACAACCACUACCGCGGUCACCUCCUGCUCCACCUCGUCCUCUGCUGUCUCCACCCCACCUUUAAUUAAGCCAGUCUUGAUGUCCAAGUCAGUGCCACCUUCCCCAGAGAAGAUCUUAAAUGGCAAAGGAAUUUUGUCUGCCACAAUAGACAAGAAACACCAAAAUGGCACCAAAAACAACAACAAGCCUUACAGGAGACUUUCAGAGAGAGAAUUUGACCCAAAUAAACACUGUGGAGUAUUGGAUCCCGAGACAAAGAAACCUUGCACAAGAUCCCUCACCUGCAAGACACAUUCGCUAAGCCAUCGGAGGGCAGUCCCAGGCCGGAAAAAGCAAUUUGACCUCCUUCUGGCCGAACACAAAGCCAAGUCCCGGGAAAAAGAAGUGAAAGAUAAAGAGCAUCUCCUGACUUCGGCGAGGGAAGUACUUCCAAACCAACCCGGGCCGGCGCAGGACUCUCUGCCAGGACCUUCAGGAAGCUCUGGGCCAGAACCGAAAGUCGCCUCCCCUGCAAAAUCCAGGCCACCUAACUCUGUGCUUCCUAGACCAUCAUCUGCAAAUAGCAUCAGCAGCAGCACAUCUUCAAAUCACAGUGGCUACACCCCGGAACCCCCCCUGCCCCCCGCCGGAGGUGACCUCACCAGCCGACUGUCAAGUGAUGAAGGGGAGAUGGAUGGAGCUGACGAACCCGAGAAGUUAGACUGUCAUUUCUCUACCCACCACCCCAGACCUCUUGCGUUUUGCUCAUUCGGGAGUCGCCUCAUGGGACGAGGGUACUAUGUGUUUGAUAGAAGAUGGGAUCGUUUUCGAUUCGCACUAAACUCCAUGGUAGAAAAACACUUGAAUUCACAGAUGUGGAAGAAGAUCCCUCCUGCGGCAGAUAGCCCCAUGCCCUCGCCGGCAGCCCACAUCACCACCCCCGUUCCAGCAUCCGUUUCCCAGCCUUUCAACAACCCCAGUGCUGUGUAUCUUCCUUCAGCUCCCAUCAGCUCGAGACUCACCUCUUCUUACAUAAUGACAUCAGCCAUGCUCUCAAACGCAGCUUUUGUGGCGUCGCCGGACCCGAGCGCCCUCAUGUCACACACCACAGCUUUCCCCCAUGUGGCUGCAACCCUCAGCAUCAUGGACUCAACCUUCAAGGCCCCAUCUGCUGUGUCCCCGAUACCAGCCGUCAUCCCUUCCCCAUCCCACAAGCCAUCCAAAACCAAAACCAGCAAAUCCUCAAAAGUCAAAGACCUGUCCGUCCGUAGCGACGAGUCUCCAAGUAACAAAAAGAGGAAGCCGCAGCCUUCGACUUCCUCGUCCUCCUCCUCCUCAUUAACCUUGCAGACAUCCCUCUCGUCUCCAUUAUCAGGGCCCCACAAAAAGAACUGUGUCUUGAAUGCCAGUUCAGCUUUGAACUCCUAUCAGGCGGCCCCUCCCUAUAACAGUCUGUCUGUGCACAGCUCAAACAAUGGGGUGAGCCCACUCAGUGCCAAACUGGAGCCCUCAGGACGGACCUCGCUGCCCGGCGGCCCCGCGGACAUAGUGAGACACGGGGGCUCGGUGGGCGGCAGCAGUGACUCCUGUCCCCUCUCUGUGCCCUCCCUUGCAGGGGACCUCUCUCUGGCCUCACACAAUGCCGUGUCUUCGCUGCCCCUCUCUUUUGACAAAUCAGAAGGAAAAAAGCGUAAGAACUCGAGUUCUAGUAGCAAAGCCUGUAAAAUCACUAAAAUGCCUGGUAUGAAUAGCGUUCACAAAAAGAACCCGCCCAGCCUUCUCGCGCCGGUGCCGGAUACCGUUAACAGCACCUCCUCUCGGCAGGUCGGGAAAAAUAGCAGCCUAGCUUUGUCACAAUCCAGUCCUUCAAGCAUAUCCAGCCCAGGACACAGCCGGCCGAAGACCACAAACAGAACGGGCAGGAUAAGGACUCUUCCAUAACAAGACUGUGAAGCCACUUCCAAACCAAUGCCUG